Candidozyma duobushaemuli is the source of this 816-nucleotide messenger RNA. RefSeq names its product dolichyl-diphosphooligosaccharide-protein glycotransferase. The record is from RefSeq and is a predicted model, not a curated record. Lineage: Eukaryota; Fungi; Ascomycota; Pichiomycetes; Serinales; Metschnikowiaceae. The coding region runs from base 1 to 816 and encodes 271 amino acids. Gene Ontology annotation, biological process: protein N-linked glycosylation. Gene Ontology annotation, cellular component: membrane; oligosaccharyltransferase complex. The transcript has a single exon.
AUGCACUUCUUCAAAGCCGCUUCGUGGCUUCCGCUUCUAGCAGGCGCCUUGUCAUACACCAUCAAGUCGGGCCUGGUUUCCGUAAAUGGCAAUAAGGCCUUUGACAUUGAGCCCAAAUCCGACACUGUCCAUAGAGUUACCCUCGAUUCUGUCAGAGACAAGUUGGCACUCACUGUCGAGCUCAAGGGUGCUCAAACCCAGCCUCACCAGUUGAACUAUGUCUUCUCCAACGAUGCCGGUUUGGACCACGCCAUUUUCCCAAAAUUCGAUGCUAAAAAACAGACCGUGUCGCUGCUGCUUCUCGUGAACAAGAUUCCAGCUGCUUUGCUCCAGGACCGUGUUUUCGUUUAUCUUGUUGCUGCCAGUGAGCAGAAAAAGGGCAACUUGUACACUUUGGUCGGUGAGCUUAUCCCCACUGAGGCGUUGCAGUCAUCUGUCAACUACGAGGCACCAGAUAGACUCGGAGCCCAGCCUGAGAUCCACCACAUUUUCAACGAGGACCCCAAGACCGUCAACCCUGUUGUACCUCUUGCGUUCAGCGGCGUGGCAAUUGCCCUUUUCCUCGGCUUGGUGGGCGCCUGGUUCUCUGUCGUGGGCAACUCGUUGUUUGUGGCCAACCAGGGUAUUCCAUUCAAGGGCGGGUUCCUCACUACGCUUGCUCUUUUUGAGUUUACCUUCUUCCGCUACUACUUGUCUGCGUCGAUCUUCACCACGAUCUUCUCUGUGGCAGCCCUCACUGCCCCUGCUCUUAUCUUUGGCGCCAGAGCCUUGAAGUUCUUGACCAAGCAGCGUACCAUUGUCGAGGCAUCCACAUAA